AACACCUGCUCCGGGCCUAAGGAACUUACCUUUUACCAUCCACCAUUCACUUUAGUAAGCAAACGUUACAGUUAGCUAGAUUGUAGUUUAAUACGAGAAGGAGGUUUUUGAGUUCUAUUGCUAGGUUCUCUUUGCUUUCUUGAACUUCAAUUGGUGGUUUUGAAAACCCAAGACAACACUGCGUUUAAAUACAUUCUUUUUCAGAUUUAUUCUAUUUUCUCGCUCUUACGAUCAUGCAACUUCAACAAUCUUUCCUCUACUUUUUACUUACCUGUGCAGCUUCUGCUCAGUUUAUGGGUAAAAUAAAUUAUGAACAAGCUGGCGGGGAUUUCGCAAUUGUUGAUGAAAGGAUCGGUGAAACUCAUGCCUCUGAAGCUGUAAGACCCGAGAAUGGGAAUUCUUUAAAUCCUGUUCAUGUCCCGUCUACGGAAGGAAUCAACCAUCCUUCGGUAAAAGACAAGAUGGGAGGUAUGUUCCGCCCGGCUUUGGACUUCAUUCGGGACAUGGCUGAUCGCGUCGACGACAUUUUUGAAGAUGUCGAAGACGAUUUGGAUGAAAUGGUAGAUUCUAUCAAACAUAAGGACAUUAAAAACAAGAAAAAACCUUGCCCUUGCAAAGACCGUAAAGCAAAUGGCAUGGAUUCCAAAGAUAAACAUAUGAAGGAGGACGAUGAGGCUUUCUUUUCAAAAUAUCCUGAAGAAAAGCAAGAGGAUCGUGAUCAGAAGAGGAAGCAUAAGAAACCUCUUCAUAAGAAAAAGAAGAUGGGUCAUUCCUCUUCUCCUGAACAGACCGAAGGUGUUAAUAAGAAGCAUCAUAAAUCCAAAGAGGAGAAGAAUGACUCUAAAAAGGAAGAGGAUGAAUUCGAUGGCAUCCAACGCGAUAUCCUCAUCUUAGAAGCCUUUGGUGAACUUAUGCAAAAUGGCAAUGUUGAUAACAUCUCUGAGGAGUUUGCUAGCUUCUUAGAAGCCCUUGACAUUGAAUAUUUUGGUAAUAUGCCUGUUCACAUAGCAAAGGAAGUACCAGAAGAGCAAAAGAAGACUUCCUUCAAGGAAGACGGUAUCUGGAAUUUGAAUGAUCUUACACCUGAGCAAUUUGCUUACCUCGAAAUGCUUAAGGCUGCCAACAUCGAUCCUGAAACUGCAUUUGAACAUUCUCCUUCCGAAUCUCAUAAUUCCAAGGGAAACAAGGAGAAGGAAGGUGUCUACUUUAUCGAGCAGGAAAAUGGUGAGCAUGUAAAAAUGAAGGCUUUCCCAGACCAUACGUUACGUAUUAAGAAGUCAAACCCCGAAUCUCUUGGUAUUGACACUGUCAAACAAGAAACCGGUUACCUUGAUGUCGAUGAUGACAGACAUCUAUUCUUUUGGUUCUUUGAGUCGCGCAACGAUCCUGUAAACGACCCGGUGGUUCUAUGGUUGAAUGGUGGCCCAGGCUGUUCUUCUAUGACUGGUUUAUUUUUGGAAUUAGGGCCUUCUCGCAUCAAUGUUGAAACGCUGAAGCCCGAAUAUAAUCCUCAUAGCUGGAACUCCAAUGCUUCCGUUAUCUUCCUCGAUCAGCCUGUCGGUGCUGGUUUUAGCAAUGGUGAUGGAUCUGUUCUGGACACAAUUACUGCCGGUAAAGAUGUGUAUGCCUUCUUAACCUUGUUCUUUGCCAAGUUCCCCCAAUAUGCUCAUCUUCCAUUUCAUAUCACUGGUGAAUCUUAUGCUGGUCACUACAUUCCUCAAUUCGCGAAAGAAAUUAUCGAACAUAACCAAGGUGCUAAUGACUUUGUUGCUACCGGCUAUGAACACCUUAAAUCCUUCAUCAACUUGAAGAGUGUUGCAAUUGGUAAUGGUCUUACUGAUCCUCUUGUCCAAUACUACUAUUAUGGAAAAAUGGCCUGUGAAAGCCCAUACGGCCCAAUCAUGCCUCAGGAGCAGUGCGACCGUUUGACUGAUGCUUACGGUACUUGCUCGAAGUUGACUGCCGCUUGCUAUCAAACCGGUUUCACACCCAUCUGCGUUGGUGCUUCUCUCUACUGCAACAACGCUAUGAUGGGUCCUUUCCAACAGACUGGUUUGAACGUCUAUGACAUCCGUGAACAAUGCCGUGACCCUGAAAGCUUGUGCUAUCCCGAAGUUACAGCUAUUGAAAAGUACUUGAAUCAAGAAGAAGUUAUUGAAGCUCUUGGUGUUGAACAAGGUUUCAAGGGUUGCAAUACUCAAGUUAACAUCGGCUUCUUGUUUAAGGGUGACUGGAUGCGUAAGACAUUCCGUGAUGAUGUUACUGUAAUUUUGGAAGCUGGCCUGCCUGUUCUUAUCUAUGCUGGUGAUGCUGACUACAUCUGCAACUAUAUGGGUAAUGAAGCCUGGACUGAUGCUUUGGAAUGGAGUGGACAUAGAGAAUUCUAUGAGUCUAACUUGGUUCCUUGGAGCCCUGCUGGGUCUGAAGCUGGCCGUGGUAAGACCUACAAGAACUUUUCUUACCUCCGUAUAUAUGAAGCUGGUCACAUGGUACCUUUCAACCAGCCUGAGGUUAGUCUCGAGAUGUUGAACCAAUGGUUAGAUGGUCGUCUUCAUUUUUCUGCUUAAGUUUGAUAUGAAGUUAUGUUGUACACUGCAAUAAUCAUCUAAUUUUUCCGAUAUGUUCGUGAUGAUUGUUUUAUAUUUGCUUUAAUGUCUGUAAUUUUUCUAAUUACGUUUAAUGAAUGCUAUUGCUUUUGUCAUCAUUAAGUUAAUCAUUUGCUUUAGUAAAUUGAAUCUACUAAAAAUACGAAAAACGAAAAUAGGUAGCAAAUAGAUGUUCCAGUAAAGCAAUAUAAAACAAUUAGCUACGUUACAUGAAGCGAUUGGAAGGCGCUGAUUGAAUAAAGUAAGGGCAUAAUAAGAUUCAUUUCAUUAUAUUGUUCAAAAUCAGCAUAAAAUAAACAUUCAGAAAAUUAAAUCAGAAGAGCAAUGUCACUUGCAGCAAAUCAAGGGAAUAGUUAAUCAAUCACAAUCGUCUAAAGAUAUAGUAAUGGUCUACUGGAUUCUUCUCCAGCUUCGGUGAGAGCAUCUAUGUCUGCUUGUUCAAGCUUUACCGUCUUGUAAGUCAGAUAGUCCUUCAUGCGUUCUACUUUGGAUGUAGUGGUAACGGGGGCAACACCUUGGCUACUGGACCAAGCUAACAGUAUCAAAGAAUCGGAAACAUUGUAUUUCUCGGCAAGGGACUUGGCAAGUUUGCUAACUGGUCCUUCAGGUUCCUUUGUAAGGGGACGAAGAGAACUGUAGCCUUCGACAAGAAUAUUCUUGCUUCUACAGUAAUCAAGGAGAGACUUUGAGCGUGUGAAAACCUGAGGAUGGAAUUCUAUUUGAUUGACGCGCGGGGGUAUCUUGGCAGUCUCCAUUAAUUUCUCCAGAUCCUCUACGUAGAAAUUUGAAACACCAAUAGCAUGAAGUCGGCCUUGACCAAGUUCAGUUUCCAUUGCUUCCCAGCCCUUCGAGAGGGGAAUCUUUUUCUCAUAAAAGAACCUGGGAGCAUGAAGCAAGUAAAGAUCUAGGUAGUCAAGUCCAAGUUUCUUGAGAGAAGUGCUCAAGGCCGCUGGAAUAUCUUCAAUACCGCGCGAAACCUUUGACGUAAUGAAUAAUUUUUCGCGUGGUACUUUGAGAUCUUUAAGGGCAGCACCGACUUCUUCCUCAUUUCCGUAAAUCUCAGCGCAGUCAAUAUGAGUAAAUCCAUUUUCGAUAGCCUUUUUCACGGAAUCUACAGUUUCUGUCUGAAAUUUAGAGUUAUCCUUUUUGUAUAAUGCCGUACCCACACCAUAGGCGGGAAACGGAAUGUUAGGACCCAAAGCAGCAAUCAACAUUUUCCGUCGGUUAAUUCACACUUGAACAGAGAAAAAAAAGGGAAGAAAAUGAAACUCGUAAAAAUGGUCAAUCGUCUUUCAAAAGAAGUUAUUAUAAAUCCACACUCGUGUAUUAAACUAAGGUGAAGCUGACUCGAAUUAGUUUAAUGUUUGUUAAUCUCUCUAACAAACAACAGAAAAGUAUAUAGAAUCCAAAAACAAUGCUCUUCCUACAGUAUGGUUCUUGUCAGAAGAACGAAACCGUCUUCUGCAAGUUAAACAUCAAAGCUGAUGUCAUCUCUAUGUGAUAAGAACCCAUUGACGUGAACAAUUUGUGAGCUGUUGAUUGUUUCUAUGAUAUUAAAUAACAGGAUGCUAUUCCUAAAUGCAUUGCACACAUACUCUACCUGAAUUUUACUUUUAUUUCAUUCAAGCUCUUUUCUACUUUUAGAAAAUAAACCAUUUAAAGUUGGUAUAGUAAUGUAUUAUUUGCUAAGGAAGCAUCAAACGGAAGGGUGUCCGAGUGGUUAUGGAGCUAGUUUAAGGCACUAGUGCGAAAGCUCGUGGGUUCGAGUCCCACCCCUUUCAGUAUCUUUUUUGAUUGUUUUUUGAAGCUCUUAUUUUUGCAGAAUCGUGGCCACAGUAAAUCCUUCAAAGUUCACUGCUAGCCACGUAGACUAGCAAGAAGAAGAAGGUAAAUAUUGUUUAUAGAUGAUUUCGUUUUUUUAACAAUGGUAUUCCUCUUUAGGUUGCGUUACUUACGGUUACAAUACAACUACUCGUCUUUUGUGAAUUAAUACGGUUAAUGAAUAUUAUUCUUUUAAUAUACUUACUGAGGAAGAACCUGAUAAACUUCAUACAAUAACUCAAUCAAUAAUAAUAAGGACAAAAACAAAAACAGGAGGGUUUCGCAGACCUUGCUCAGGAAGGAUUUUUAAAAAUCAAUGCUCUCACCCGCGGAAACCGUAAAUAGAACACUAAGAAUAAUUUAAUUAGGCCACCAGGCGGUAGUAAAACGUACAAAAAGAGGGAAUCAAUGAAUAACGAAAAGCUGUUUUGAUUGGUAAAAUAAUGACAUAGGAAAAUAAUCCACCCGGCGAUUAUCAUACAAGAUAAUAAGUCAUUACUGU
This is a messenger RNA of Schizosaccharomyces octosporus yFS286, 4929 nucleotides long. Its product is annotated as vacuolar carboxypeptidase Y. Gene Ontology annotation, molecular function: serine-type carboxypeptidase activity. Gene Ontology annotation, cellular component: fungal-type vacuole. The record is from RefSeq and is a predicted model, not a curated record. Lineage: Eukaryota; Fungi; Ascomycota; Schizosaccharomycetes; Schizosaccharomycetales; Schizosaccharomycetaceae. The transcript has a single exon. Gene Ontology annotation, biological process: proteolysis. The coding region runs from base 234 to 2567 and encodes 777 amino acids.